AUGGAAAGACAAACCCUAGCUUCGUCAUCUUCAUCAACCAGUGGAAUUUCAAUAAUUUCUCCUCCACCAGAAGAUGCGUGGAUUACUACUUAUCAAAAGCUACGCCCUCAGGGGCAAUCUCUGUCUUCUUCUAAUCAGACAGUGAUCCCAAUUGAAGUAUCCAGAGUUAAUCAGUUUGAUGCUGCGAGGCUGGAUAUUGAAAUGUCAGCUAUGCUAAAAGAACAGUUGGUUAAAAUCUUUUCUUUGAUGAAGCCAGGAAUGUUGUUUCAAUAUGAACCUGAACUCGAUGCUUUUCUUGAAUUUCUCAUAUGGAGAUUUUCCAUCUGGUUCGAUAAGCCUACUCCUGGUAACGCUCUUAUGAAUUUGAGAUAUAGAGAUGAACAUGCAGUUGAAGCUAGAGGAAAAGUCAGGACGGGGUUAGAGGGACCAGGGCUGACUAUUUUUCAGAAGAUCUGUUACUGUAUUUCUACAGUUGGUGGACAAUAUAUUUGGGCCCGUCUACAAUUAUUUUCUGCUUUUCGUAGAUGGGGUGAUACUGAGCAGAGAUCACUGGCACGUCGGGCAUGGUUUCUAAUGCAGUGUAUAGAAGGAUUUUAUAAAGCUGCAUCAUUUGGAAACCUACUCAUAUUUUUCUUGACAGGAAGAUAUAGAAGUCUUAUUGAGAGAGUAUUGCGGGCUGGACUUGUCUAUGGAAGUCCUAAUAUGAAUCGAGCUGUUAGCUUUGAGUACAUGAAUCGUCAAUUGGUGUGGAAUGAAUUUUCGGAAAUGUUACUGUUGCUGCUUCCUCUUCUCAAUUCAUCAUCUGUUAAAAAAAUUCUCCGUCCCUUCUCGAAGGAUAAUUCUUCAAAUUUAGAGGGUGAUGAAGCUUUAUGUCCCAUCUGCGAGGCAACUCCAACCACCCCAUUCGUAGCUCUUCCAUGUCAUCACAGGUACUGCUACUACUGUCUUCGAACACGGUGUUCUGCAAAUAUGUCAUUUCGGUGUUCCAGGUGUAGUGAGCCCGUCGUUGCUAUGCAACGACAUUGGGGUUCUGCCGGCAACAUUGUUACUCAGAAAGAAUGA
Messenger RNA from Fraxinus pennsylvanica, 1062 nucleotides. NCBI's taxonomy places the organism in Eukaryota, Viridiplantae, Streptophyta, Magnoliopsida, Lamiales, Oleaceae. The record is from the annotation of a GenBank genome assembly.